Haplochromis burtoni (Burton's mouthbrooder) is the source of this 2508-nucleotide messenger RNA. RefSeq names its product zgc:112083. The record is from RefSeq and is a predicted model, not a curated record. Gene Ontology annotation, molecular function: DNA-binding transcription factor activity, RNA polymerase II-specific; RNA polymerase II cis-regulatory region sequence-specific DNA binding. Bases 378 to 1907 code for a protein of 509 amino acids. NCBI's taxonomy places the organism in Eukaryota, Metazoa, Chordata, Actinopteri, Cichliformes, Cichlidae. Gene Ontology annotation, biological process: regulation of transcription by RNA polymerase II; anatomical structure development. The transcript is spliced from 10 exons.
AGCUUCAGGGGUGAUUUGUGAUAGAAGGAUAGAGAGAUAGAUGUAGAUAAUCCAUUGUGGGACCGUCUAAAGAGAGAAGCUGAAAGAAGAAGAAGAAAAAGAAGAAGCAGAAGAGGGGAUAAUAAUAAUAAGAAGAAGUGUAUAAAAACAAAACGCUAUUUACUUCAGGCUUUAGUUUGCUGCGGUUUCCAGUGCAGUAGGUGGCGAUAUGCUCAGCUUUCCCGGCACAGUUUUAAUAAUAAACGAAGAAGAAGCGACAGGAAAUAAACAAAGCCAAACAAGCUGAGAGGAGGGAAGAGCAAGGAGGAGCUCAGAUCUGCUGCACAAAGUGAUAUUAACUGCUGGUGUGAGGGGCUGAGCUCACAGGACUCAACGACAUGAUGACAACAAAGAGACUCGGGAACUUUGAGGUGGUCUGUGAGUGGGGUUCGUGCAGUUUCACGGGCCGCUCCAUGGAGGAGCUCAGCGACCACAUGUGUCUGCAUUUGAAGGACUACCUGGGGGACAACGAUGCCCUGGAGGAGCUGGAUGAAUAUGCUUGUCUCUGGAAUGGAUGCGAAUUUCUCUCCAUGGGUAGCCCUGCAGAGCUGGAGGUCCAUGCUUAUUUCCACAACUACCAUGGGAAGCUCAAGUUCAUUGGGUCACAGCUGCUCAAGUCCCGUCCAGAUCUUCCCAGCUGCAAUCAAGGCAUGCACAGCAACAAUCUGGUCCCUGAAGGAUCAGACGGAUAUGUUUGCCAGUGGGAGCAAUGUGAUUGUACAUUUAAUAAUCCUGAGUGGUUCUAUCGACAUGUGGACAACCACAUAGAAAGUGCUGAACCACAGUCUCUGCCUCAACAACAGCAGGCGCUCUUCUGCCAGUGGGCAGGCUGCGACGCCUUUUUCAAGAUCAGAUACCGUUUGAGGGAACAUAUGCGGAGCCAUACUCAGGAGCGCCUUGUCGCCUGUCCUACGUGUGGCAGCAUGUUCUCCAGCAACACAAAGCUGUUUGACCACCUGCACAGGCAAGCUGAGCCAGUAGAGACGCUGGUUUGUGAACACUGUGGGAAAGCUUUUUCCAGCGAGAGGCUUUUGCGGGAUCAUGUUCGUCAGCAUGUGAAUCAGGUGAAGUGCCCCUUUUGUGACAUGACCUGCACCACUUUGGCUGCUCUGAAGAUCCACAUCAGGUUCCGCCAUUGUGAUGAGCGUCCGUUCCCGUGCGACUUCUGUGACAAAAGAUUUAAGAACCAGCGCGAUCUGCAGAAGCACACAGAGGUUCACAAUGAGGGCACCAUGUACAGCUGUACAGUGGAGGGCUGUGAUUAUACUUGUCAUACGUUCCAAACAAUGAGCCAGCACUUCAAGAGAGUCCAUGAGGUUGGGGGAAUGGCUAAAUAUAAAUGCCAUAUCUGUGAUAAGGUGUUCUCUUGGUGUUACACUCUUACACUCCACCUUCGUAAGAAGCAUGAGCUGAAGUGGCCCUCUGGACAUUCCCGCUUUAGGUACAGGAAGGAUGUCGAUGGUUUCCUGAAGUUAAAUAUGGUGCGCUUUGAGACUGUUGAAGUGACAAAGGAGAUCAUGAAGAACAUGGCCAAGAAGCCUCAGAGCCUUCAGAAAAGUCUGAGUGGCAGCAGUCAGGACGAGAGCGCUGUUGUCACGCUGGAGAGCGGCCGAAGCUCUCCCACAGGAUCCUCCUCGCCUUCCUCCAGCUCCUCCUACUCCUCAGAGUUCUCAGGAGGUGAGGACAUGUCAUCUCAAGCCAGCCCCAGAGGCAGCGACUCUCCUGUCUACUGUGUGAUGAGCACCAUUCCUCACAUUGAGGACGAGUCUGCAGGACUGAUGCAGGAGGACUGUGAUGGUUUUGGGGCUUCCGGAGCAGUCCAGGCUCUGACGGAGGUUGCGAGGGGCCUCGGCAUGGAUGUGGUUUAAGUGUUCACUGUGCACUGGGUCAGAUGACCCACACCCAGUGUAGGCUUUAUGCAAUUAAUAAAAAUGUCUGUUAAAGUUUUUAUGAAUGGGGGAAGAGUUAAAAGCACUAGAAAGCUUGUUCCAUGAAAUGUUCUCCAGGCACUGAAUUCCGAAGACUUUAUUUUUUGUUGUGACCUUUGUUGAAUUUUAUUGUUACACAGUUAAAUACAUUUUUGAAACAAGAAAGGAUCGUGCCAUGUUUUUGUGGCUUUUUGUGGCUUUGUGGUUUUAGGGAUGCUAAUGAGGGUUAAUCCACAUCUAUUCAUACAUCCUCACUUUUAGCAUUUAGCUCAAAGCUUAUGUGCAAAAUACAGCCUUACAGACAGAAUCUCCAUAAACUCCAUAAAUUGGCAGUUUUUCAUUUUCCAGGUUUUUUUUUAGAGGCCAACCUGAGCCCAACUUAAAAAAAGUAAGCACAUGAACAUGAAUCUGCUUACACUUUAAGGUGUAAAUAAUCAGUGCUGCUCACUGUGUGGAGUACCACAGAAACCUAAAUGACCAGUGAACACAAGACAGGCGCUGUAAAUAUAUAUUUUUAAAUACCUCAUAGUACCCAUCAUGU